Messenger RNA from Telopea speciosissima, 1796 nucleotides. RefSeq lists its product as uncharacterized. The record is from RefSeq and is a predicted model, not a curated record. Gene Ontology annotation, cellular component: Golgi apparatus. NCBI's taxonomy places the organism in Eukaryota, Viridiplantae, Streptophyta, Magnoliopsida, Proteales, Proteaceae. Bases 148 to 1347 code for a protein of 399 amino acids. The transcript has 6 exons.
AGGGCGCUCUAAUGGUAACUUCUGCCUGGCUUGGUACACCUGUCUAGAAGUACUUACUCCAUUUGGACAUGCGAGCCCUCAAAGCUCUUCAACUUUUCUCCUUUCUCUUCUUUGUUCUUCACUCUUCUCCUGUCUGCAACCAUAGUAAUGGCUAUUCAGAGGAAUCCAAAGUACAAUAAAUACAAACCCAGAUCCCCAUUUCUCAUACUAAUCAUCUCUAUUGCUUCCAUUUUGUUUCUCUACCUUCUCUCCACUUCAAUUUCUAUUGCUGGGUUCUCCUUCCCUUCUGUAGGAGCCCUAGGGAAGGUCGUGAAGAGUAGGUAUCACAGGCAUCAUGCAUUGGAGAAGUACUUGUACUGGGGUGACAGAAUCGAUUGCCCUGGCAAACAUUGUGAUUCUUGCGAGGGUCUGGGUCAUCAAGAAUCUAGCUUGCGUUGCGCUCUUGAAGAAGCCAUGUUCCUUAAUAGAACUUUUGUUAUGCCUUCGAGGAUGUGCAUUAAUGCAAUACACAAUAAGAAGGGGAUCCUCCAUCAGUUCAGUAAUGCAAGUUCAGAGGAAAGAUGGGCGGGGAGCUCCUGCGCUAUGGAUUCAUUGUAUGAUUUGGACCUGAUAUCUGAAACCGUGCCUGUAAUCCUUGACAAUUCAAAAAUGUGGUACCGGGUACUCUUAACAAGUAUGAAGUUGGGGGCUAGGGGGGUGGCCCAUGUGGAAGGACUAAGCCGGGCUGAACUGAACAGCAGUCAAUAUUCAAAUUUCUUGGUGAUCAAUCGUACCGCGAGUCCUCUUUCAUGGUUUAUGGAGUGCAAAGAUCGAAAAAACCAUAGUGCUAUAAUGUUGCCGUAUUCAUUUCUUCCUUCAAUGGCAGCUAUGAAGCUAAGAGAUGCCGCAGACAAGAGUAAGGGUCUUCUUGGUGAUUAUGACGCCAUCCAUGUGCGUCGAGGUGAUAAGAUAAAAACCAGAAAAGACAGAUUUGGUGUUGAUAGAAGCCUCCAUCCUCAUCUGGACAGGGAUACCCGUCCUGAGUUUAUCCUCCAGAGAAUUGAAAAAUGGGUGCCCCCAGGACGAAUUCUUUUCAUUGCUUCAAAUGAGAGGACUCCAGGAUUCUUUUCUCCGCUCUCUGUCAGGUACAGAUUGGCGUAUUCAUCAAACUACAGCAACAUAUUGGAUCCAGUAGUUGAGAACAAUUAUCAGUUGUUUAUGAUAGAGAGGGUAAUUAUGACUGGAGCAAAAACUUUCAUUAGAACAUUUAAGGAAGAUGAUACUGAUCUCAGUUUGACAGAUGAUCCAAAGAAGAACACCAAGAUUUGGCAAAAACCUAUUUAUACAACGGAUGAAGAGGGGAGCUGAGUUUUUGAGUUCGUUUCAUCAAGCCUGUUUGAUUAAGAUCUUAUAUCUUUCGGAUUCUUUGCUCUCAUUGCCUUCUUCCUUGAAAUUCCCCAAGUCAAUUGGAUAAAACAGUACUAAACAGAAUUUCUUGUCUUCUGUGCUGAGGGAAGGUAAGAUGGGGAGAAUAGAAAAGCAGUCCUGCGGUUGAUGUUGUAAAGUAUAAUCUCAUGCUGUCUAUUGGAGAAAGCUUCCAUUGAAGCACACCGUCAAGAUCUUUCUACAUCCUUGUCCUCCAAAUACUUCAUAGGUUUUAUCACUUCAUUCUGUUUCUUCUUUUUAAUUUAGUAGUCCCCAUUUUUUUUGUAAUAUAUCAUUUAUUUGUAGUUAACACAACAUUACUAUGUAUUCUUGAAAUACCAACUGUUUGAGCCUGUUGUGUUAAUUAUCCAAAAAUGCAGUUUUGAGGGUUA